CCAACGCGAGAAGAUGAUUUUACUUAUCUUCAUUCUGUUAAUUGUCAUAUCAUAUUUUUAUAUUAUUCGAACUCGGAAUUAUUGGGCUAAACAAAAUGUGAAACACAGUGUACCGAUACCUUUAUUUGGAAACCACUUCCUAAACUUCUUUGGACUGAAAAGCAUGGCUUGUAUUUCUACCGACUUGUACAAUAAGUAUCCUAAAGAGAAAGUUGUGGGAUACUUCCGCGGACCAACGCCCGAGUUGAUUAUAAGAGAUCCAGAAAUAGCAAAAUACAUAUUAAACGUGGAUUUUGCUCAUUUUUACCCACGCGGCUUAGCAAGGAAUGAAAAGAAAGAGCUACUAUUAAAAAAUAUUUUUCAUACCGACGGUGACUCCUGGAAACUUCUGCGUCAAAGAAUAACUCCGGCAUUUACUACAGCAAAACUGAAAGCUAUGUUUCCCUUAGUCAUUACAUGUGCAGAAAAACUACAAUGCUUAGGCGAAGUAAUAGUGUCCAAAGGUGACUGUGAUGUGCGUGAGCUGAUGGCUCGAUUUUCUACGGAAUUUAUUGGCGCCUGUGGUUUUGGUAUAGAGAUGGAUACGAUAAAUAACGAAAAUUCAAUAUUCAGAAAAUUAGGUAAGAAAAUGUUCGAUCGUUCGUUUAAAGAAACGAUUUUGACUGGCCUGUGGGAUAUAUGCCCUGGGCUCAGAAAAAUUAUGCGUCUAAUGAAUAAGGAUGUGGAAAAAACACUAGCUGACAUAAGCAUAAAAAUAUUUGAAAAACGAAACUAUAAGCCUUCAGGGCGGAACGACUUCGUUGACUUACUUUUGGAACUGGCAGCGAACGGUAAAAUAGUUGGUGAUUCUAUUGAGCAUAGACAUUUGGAUGGAACACCCAAGAAAACUGAAAUGGAGAUGGACCUACAGUGUUUAGUUGCACAAGUUUUCGUGUUUUUCGCAGCUGGUUUUGAAACAUCUUCAUCAACUACUAGUUUUGCCUUACACCAGCUUGCUUUUAAUCCUGAAGUCCAGAUUAAUGUUCAAAACGAAAUCGAUGAAGUUCUCUUAAAAUAUAACAAUAAGUUGUGCUAUGAUGCCGUAGCAGAAAUGAGUCUCUUAGAUAUGACACUCAAGGAGUCUUUAAGGAUAUUUCCUCCGUUGGGAAACUUGCAAAGAGUUUGCGCUAGCACAUAUACGAUUCCCCAACUCGGCGUCACUCUUGAUCCUGGAGUGAAAAUCAUUAUUCCCAUACAAGCGAUGCAGAUGGACGCACAGUACUUCCCAGAUCCCAAAGAGUUCAAACCGGAAAGAUUUACUACUGAAAACGUAAAUAACCGACCAAAAUAUGUGUAUUUGCCUUUCGGUGAGGGCCCUCGAGCAUGUAUCGGUGAGUGA
This is a messenger RNA of Pararge aegeria (speckled wood butterfly), 1378 nucleotides long. It is a transcript of the gene CYP6AN2, whose product is annotated as cytochrome P450 6a2-like. The coding region runs from base 14 to 1378 and encodes 454 amino acids. Gene Ontology annotation, molecular function: monooxygenase activity; oxidoreductase activity, acting on paired donors, with incorporation or reduction of molecular oxygen; heme binding. Lineage: Eukaryota; Metazoa; Arthropoda; Insecta; Lepidoptera; Nymphalidae. The transcript has a single exon. The record is from RefSeq and is a predicted model, not a curated record.